AUGUCAUCUACCGGAGAGACCUACAAGCCAACUGAGCACGGUGGACUGAAGGAGGACGGAACUCCAGACAAGCGUGUCGGCACUGGACAGUUCGCUCAAGGAAAGGUCGACCCUCAUGAGGCUGGAAAGUCUGGAGGAGCAACCUCUGGCACUGGAAAUGCUAGCUCAGGAUCAACUGGCGGUUCCACCGGCGGCUCUGAUGCCUCUGGAGGCAACUACAAGCCAACCGAGCACGGUGGAUUGAAGGAGGAUGGUACCGUAGAUGGACGUGUUAAGCAGUAG
Molecule: messenger RNA, 282 nt
Organism: Glarea lozoyensis ATCC 20868
Lineage: Eukaryota; Fungi; Ascomycota; Leotiomycetes; Helotiales; Helotiaceae
Exons: 3
Coding region: 1-282 (93 amino acids)
Source: RefSeq, a predicted model, not a curated record